Molecule: messenger RNA, 1076 nt
Organism: Ficedula albicollis (Collared flycatcher)
Lineage: Eukaryota; Metazoa; Chordata; Aves; Passeriformes; Muscicapidae
Gene: ANXA10
Product: annexin A10
Exons: 12
Coding region: 1-975 (324 amino acids)
Cellular component (GO): cytoplasm
Molecular function (GO): calcium ion binding; calcium-dependent phospholipid binding
Source: RefSeq, a predicted model, not a curated record
AUGUAUUGUGGAGAUUAUACACAAGGAACGAUUUUUCCUGCUCCAAAUUUUAACCCUAUAAUGGAUGCCCAGUUGCUAGGAGGAGCCCUACAGGGAAUUAGUUGUGAAAAGGAUGUGUUGAUUGAAAUCCUAACUCAGCGUUGCAACUCCCAGCGGCUCAUGAUUGCAGAGGCGUACAGAGACAUGUACGGCAGGGAUCUGAUAACAGACCUAAAAGAGAAUCUCUCUCAUCACUUUAAAGAAGUUAUGGUUGGCUUGAUGUAUCCACCUGCCUCCUAUGACGCCCACGAGCUUUGGCAUGCCUUGAAGGGAGUAGACACAGAAGAAAAAUGUCUAAUUGACAUAUUAGCCUCAAGAUCAAACAUGGAGAUCUUCCAGAUUAAAGAAGCCUACCUAAUGCAAUAUAAUACUGAUCUUCAACAAGAUAUCGAUUCUGAGACUUCAGGUCACUUCAGAGAUACACUCAUGAACCUUGCUCAGGGAACAAGGAUGGAAGGAUAUGCAGACCCUUCUGCAGCUGCUCAGGAUGCAAUGAUUCUAUGGGAGGCAUGUCAGCAGAAGACAGGCGAACACAAAAAUAUGCUGCAAAUGAUUCUCUGCAACAGGAGUCACCAGCAGUUGUGGAUGGUUUUCCAGGAGUUCCAAAAUAUCUCUGGGCAAGACAUAGUAGAUGCCAUUAACGAAUGUUACGAUGGAUACUUUCAAGAAUUACUGGUUGCAAUAGUUCUCUGCAUUCGUGACAAGCCUUCCUACUUUGCUUACAGGCUUUAUAAUGCAAUUCAUGACUUUGGGUUUCACAAUAAAACAGUUAUUAGGAUUCUCAUUGCCAGGAGUGAGAUAGACUUGAUGAACAUACGCCAGCGAUACAAAGAGAGAUAUGGGAAAUCACUCUUCCAUGACAUCAAACAUUUUGCUUCAGGGCAUUACGAGAGUGCUUUACUUGCAAUCUGUGCUGGUGAUACAGAAGAUUAUUAAGAGGAUGAACUCUGAAGGCUGUGCAAACCUAUUUUAAAUAGAAAUUGAAGCUAUAUGCAAUGCUCUAACUGUAAGAGAUCUCUAUUUUACAUAACAGAACA